AUGCCCCUCAUUGGCAUGGCCCUGGCGGGGCUGCUCGAUGGGGACUUCUACUUCGUGCGCUACGGGGUGCCCGGGCCGCCGCUCUUCCACGAGCGCCGUUGCGUUCACCUGCCGCUGAUCCAGGCUGGCGGUGUUAGCGCCAGCUGCACGACCGACGACGACCACUACGACGAGGACCACUCCCCUGGCGGCGACGUCGUGGAGCGGUGCUUCCUCCCGGGGGGCGCCCGGGGCGAGGCGCCGCCGGCCGUGGUGGGCGGCGGUGGCGCCCGUGUGUGCCGCUUCCGCGGGGCGCCGCUGGUGGCGACGCUGGGAGCGUCGAGGGACGCGGCUGCGGUCAGGGCUGGCCACCUCGCCCCUGGGCUGCCCCUCGCGCCCUACGUGGGAGGUGUGGGAAGCGGCCUGGUUGCCUUCGCCGUGCUGGGCCCAGGUUGGCCCGUGAGGAGGCCUCGAACCCGCGUGUGGAUCUGCCAGUUCAUGCCCGCGGGCGGGGGCAGACCUGUCGCCCGACAUCAUCGCUGCAAGACCGACUGCCGCCUGUCCGACGAGGGCGGCGUAGUCGAGCACCUGAGGAUCUGCACGGCCCUGGAGAACGCGAUUUGGUUUGAUCAGAUUUACGUGACGGAGAUGGCCAGCUUUGAGCUCCUGGGUAGAGCUUUGCAGGUCCUCGAGGAGAGGUAUUGCGAUCGCCUGGCUGGCUUUUCGGACCCUUCGCGCGUGGACACGCACCGCCACAGGGGCAUUGAGCUGGCAUGCGACAGCUGCGGCGCGUGUCCAACGCUCCAGGAUUGGGUGAGCCAGGAGCUCGCAGAGGAGCACGCGACCCUGAAGGAUAGGAGGGCGACCCGUGAGGAGCGCGCCGCCGCUGCCACCGCGAAGGCCAAGGCCAAGGCGCGAGGGAGGCAGGGCGGCCCCCGCCCGGGCUUCGCCAACCCGACGCUGCUGUUCAUGGCGAUGCACGGCUUCCUGGUGCUGCUGGGGCUGCCGCGGAGCGACAGCGCGACAUCUUCCCGCUGCCGCCGCUGGGGCGCCGAGAGGGCGCCUUGGCUGCUAGGGGUGUCUGCGGUCGCUCGGCGCCGCGCCGGAGCCUCCAAGACCGUCGACUGGGCCAACGCGUGCAUCGACUCGCUGAACUCGGCCUACGGGCAUGCGAAGCACGAGCAGCCGCAGCGGCCCAUGAAUGCCUCUCAGCGCGCCGCGCUGGAUCACAUCGAGUCGGGGUUCUUGCAA
Messenger RNA from Prorocentrum cordatum, 1230 nucleotides. The record is from the annotation of a GenBank genome assembly. NCBI's taxonomy places the organism in Eukaryota, Dinophyceae, Prorocentrales, Prorocentraceae.